AUGGGACUUUGGAAUAUGAUUAAGCGUGAGUAUAAUGAUGAUUGUCUUGGUGUUUUAUCUGAUCAAAAUUGUAUCCACCUAUUAGGCAAAAAGAAGAAAAAUGCCGAGGAGGAAGUGGUUAUGGAGAGGUCAAUAUCGGAGGGAAAUGUGAUGGCCAUCUCAUCCGAAAAGAAAAAUUCAUUUCCGUUCGGGUUCUCACCACAAAAAUCAAAUAAGAAUCAUCAUCACUCCAAACAUCACCACUACAAAGAAAAAGCUGAAUUUUUUGCCGAUAAUUUAAUAACAGCAGAGACAAUCGAAGAUUUUUCAUCAAGCCCAGAAACAUCAAAACAUUUAUUUCUAAAUGAGAUUACUUCAUCUAAUGACAAUAUUUUACCUGACAACAGCAUUCUCACAAAGAUUGUUCGGAAUCGUGCUUCACCAAACUCCACGAUAAAUUCAACAUUGGAUAAUGAAAGUAUUUUGAGGCCACCCUCUCCAAAGCCAGCUGACACCACGAUCGAAGAGAGCAUUAUUGAACACAAAAAUUUUGAGGAUGAAGUGCGAAUUCAACCAGAAUCGUCAUUACUCAAUCAGAAACUUCCAUCUACUCAACAAAUAUCUGCUAAAACAAUUGAAAAUGAUGUGACAGAAAAAGCCAAAAAAGGCCAACGAAAAGCCAUCAACGAAACAGAAGUUAUUGAAAAUCAUAAAUUAUUGGAUUAUCAAUCUAAACCAGCAUUUGAAACAGAUGAAACUAAGGGAGAUGCUUUUAAGUCACCCACUACUGAACUUAGAUCAUCAACGCUGCUGCCCACAGAUGAACAAGAAUCUGAAAAUCCAAAUGUACAACAACCUCAAGCCUCCUUAAUGGAUGCAGUUAUCCCACCUUUUUCGUCAUCACAAGAAGAGACUAUUAAUACUCCAGAAGAGUGCCCAACAAAAGAAGCGCCAUUCCUCGAAGAAACAGUUCAAAGUCAUGUUGCUCAAUCAGAUCUUAACACAUUUCCAUCUCAAGAAUUAGCUCAACUAGAGCACAAGGAGUUUACCCGUUUUAUUGAGUCCGAGUUAUUAAAGCUUAAGGAUGAUCUUCAGACAGAUAAACGAAUAGGUGAUAGUGUCAACCAACAAAGAGUACCAUCUCCACUUCCAAAAGAAAAGACUCAAGGUCAUCCAAGCCACCCUCAGUCAUUGACACUAAACCUAGAUGCUAAAUACAAGUAUGCACGAAGAGCUCUACUAAGGCAAUACCUCAAGAACAAAAGUUUAGGGGAUAAAAUGGCUUUGGGCACUGUUAAUAACAGUUUGGAUCUAAACACGUCAUUAAAAUUGCAGAGAUUGGAAAAGGAAAAUAAGGAGCUAGAAAGGUUACAGGCGGCUAGAAAAAAGUAUGCUAAGGAUCUUGUCAAGCUAGAAAAAUUGGUGGAAAUAGCAACCAUAGAAAACGAAGUGGAGGCCUCUCAACAAAAAUCGCAUGUAGUGAUUGUUGAUAAGAAAAAGAAGGAUCAUAAGGGAGCCUUAUCGAAAGGGUACUCAGACAUUUUACAAAACAAGAUGGAAAUGAUGGGGAAAACCCUUGUCUCAUCCUCAGAUGAGUUAACUGACGCAGAUCCUGAAGUUUUAUUGAAACAAAUUAAUCUUCUCAAAUCUGAACGAGAAAAAUUCCAAGCAUUGGUCGAAAAGCAAAAAGAAACCAUACGAGUUCUAUCUGAAGAUUUAUUGACCGAUGUCGAAAUUGAUCCAAACGAAAAACAAAAGCUUGUAGAACAAGUGAUUACAAAUCACUCUUUACCAGAAUCACCAGCCGGCUCUUCUACGACUUCACACUCAUCAUCCACAACGCCCCAAAACGAUUUUAACCUUCCAUUAGUAUCUGAAGAUCAAGCUCCUUCUCUUCCCAUUGAUACGCCCCUCACCUCACCCAACUCGAAGCAUUCAGAACCAUCAGAACCACAACCACAAUCUCACUCAGAACCACCUCUUCACACGGACACUUGUUGUAAUCCUGCCUUAAAACCCAAAAAGAAAAAGUCCAAAAAGACUAAAAAGAAGUCGGCCACUAAGGAGAGCUCUGCAUCAUCCAAUCCUACUACAUCAGCAACAACAACAACCAUCAAGAUGGAAUCUCCUUCAUCUGCUUCUCCCGAACUGCCAAAAGAUUGUAACAAUGGAAGCAAUAACACCACUCACUCGGAAACAAAGAAGAGAUCCUUGUCUGCUCGAAAACACCAAGAAGAACGGCCUUCAUCGGCAUUGGGAAUUUCACGAAAGAACAUUUCAUCACCACUACCAUCAUCAUCACACGUUGGUGAGGAUAAGAACGACACUCGAAAAGUAUUAUACUCUGAACACUACUCUCCAUCAGUUUCAUGCUCUACUAGUAAUAAUAGAAGCACACGAAGACCCAUGUCUGCAAGUCGUUCAUCCUCUUCUGUAAAAUCAUCCUCCACCUUAAUUACUGCUGUGGCAUCACCAAACUCGGAAUCACUCUCUCGGAUUGCACAAGAUGCCACUAAAAAACGACGACCAUCAAGCGCUUGUGCCACUUCCUCUAGAUAUGAUAAGAUCAUUGAUCGUCUCUAUGAGGGUGGAAUUGAGAAGCAAAAUAAAUCGAGAGAAUGGGCCAGAACACAAAAGGAGCUCAAAGAAGCCAAGGAGUUGCAGGAAAUGAGGGAAAAACCUCAACUCAAUAGAAAGUCGAUUGAAAUUGUCAAUCGGAAGUAUCAAGCAGGAGAUUUUAUGGCCCCUUAUAGAGGUUCCUCUCCUCUCACUGAUUUUAAACCAUCCAGUCCAAGCUACAUGACCAUUUCAUCUGACGGAGUGAUCAUGCAAACACCAGUUUCACUUGAACGACCACGGAGCGGAGGUAGCAUUGAAGAGCUGAGACUACUACGACAAGAAUCAAUGAGGAGAAGAACACGUGAGUUCAAUAUCAUGAAAGAGAGUCUUGCUGAGUGCACCUUUACUCCAAAUAUUGGACGAAAAUCUUUAGAAAUUGUUUCUCAGCGUAAAACGAAAGAUGAACCAAUACACAACAAGUUAUUUGAGGAAGCUAAGGAAAAGGAAGCUCAAAAUGCAAAAAUCAGAGAAAUGGCCAAGAAAGUGCAGGAGGAACAGGAAGUUAAGGAAAUUCGAAAAUCAAAAACCUUUAAAAGUGCUGAAGAUGAAAAAGCAUUUAUCAAUCGAAUGCUUGAAGCAGAAAAAGCAAAAAAACAAAGAAUUGAACAGCUACGCAUGAAAUGUUUUGAGCAAGAUACAUUUAAACCUAAAACCAAUAAUUCCCAGCCAUUGCGAGAAGGUGACGUAUGUGAACAGCUUUACAAGCAAGGAUUGGAUAUACAAAAAAGAAAAGAGUUCAUGAGAGAGCAAUACGAGCAAUAUUUAGAAAAUAUACGAUCCAUGAAACACACAACCAAGGGAAGCACUAAGUAUAUUGAAGAAAUGAAAGAAAAAAGACUAUUUUCUUUAUUUAAUUUAUUUUGCAUUGAAUCAGAAUGCGAGGAGUCUGCAGAGGUAGAGAUUCAUAGGUUGCACGAAGUCAUAGAACCACUGCUUGACAAGUUUGGAGAGCCCUUAUCUCUAGUGAUACCACUACUGUCAGAAAGAUUUGGAGAUGAUGCAAUUAUCAAUUAUGACCAAUUUCGAACAUUUAUUGAAAGUCCAGAAAUUAACUUGGAUUUGGAAGAUAUAGCAGCUCAAGUGAAAUUACUUCAAAACCAGCUGACUCUUCAACUUGCAGUUGAAAAUCAAUUUAAUUUCAAGCCCAUCAUCAAUUCCACAUCGCGAAAACUUGAUCCGUAUGCUACUGGUUGCGAGACUUUAGAAGACCGAGUUGACAAUUUACUAUCUUUCAAAGAAUAUCGAUAUCAAAAACUAGAAAUAAUGCGAAAUAAUGCUAUUGAAAGAGAACUGGAAGAAUGCACAUUCAAACCAAAAAUUAACAAGUAA
Naegleria fowleri is the source of this 3927-nucleotide messenger RNA. RefSeq lists its product as uncharacterized. Lineage: Eukaryota; Heterolobosea; Eutetramitea; Acrasida; Naegleriidae. The coding region runs from base 1 to 3927 and encodes 1308 amino acids. The record is from RefSeq and is a predicted model, not a curated record. The transcript is spliced from 2 exons.